AUGCCUACAACCACCGCAGAAACACUCUCGCUUGUCACGAGAAACGUCUCCGUCGCUCCGCUAGUCCUCCUCUCCGCGGUCGAUCAUUACAACCGAACAGUCCAGAACAAGACCAAGAGGCGGGUUGUCGGUGUUCUUCUGGGCCAGAACGAUGGAAAGAACGUGAGAGUGUCAAACAGUUUUGCAGUCCCUUUCGAGGAAGAUGAAAAGGACCCUUCAGUGUGGUUUUUGGACCACAACUACGUCGAGUCGAUGAAUGACAUGUUCAAGAAAGUGAAUGCGCGCGAGAAGCUGGUCGGUUGGUACCACACUGGACCCAAGCUUCGUGCUUCUGAUCUUGAGAUCAACGAGCUCUUCAAACGAUAUACACCCAACCCCCUACUAGUCAUCAUUGAUGUUCAGCCCAAGGAAUCCGGCGUCCCUACUGACGCGUAUUUUGCGGUCGAGGAAAUCAAGGAUGAUGGCACCACCACUUCUCGAACAUUUGUCCACACACCUUCGAUUAUCGAGGCCGAAGAGGCUGAGGAGAUUGGUGUCGAGCACCUACUAAGAGAUAUCCGCGACGUUGCCGUGGGCACCCUGUCCACUCGCGUGACCAACCAGCUCCAGUCUCUUCAAGGACUGCACCUCCGGUUACGAGACAUCGGAGCCUACCUCCAAAAAGUCCUCGACGGCCAACUCCCGGUCAACCAUGCGAUCCUCGGGAACCUUCAGGACGUCUUCAACCUGCUCCCCAACCUAUCCACACCCGAUGACGAUAGCAAAUUGGGCAGCCACGAACUAUCACAUGCAAUGAGCAUCAAGACCAACGACCAGCUGAUGGCCAUCUAUCUGAGCAGUCUGAUACGUGCCAUUACGGCAUUCCACGACCUAAUAGAAAACAAGAUCCAAAACCGACAGCAACAAGACGAGAAGGAGACUAAGAAGGAGGAGUCUAAUACCAAAGAUGAGAAGAAGGAUGGCGCCACCGCAGCCGCGAACGGAGAGGCCAAGGAAGGCGGUGAGAAAGAAAAGCCCAAGAAGAAAUAA
Messenger RNA from Trichoderma gamsii, 1029 nucleotides. RefSeq names its product 26S proteasome regulatory subunit rpn-8. The record is from RefSeq and is a predicted model, not a curated record. Gene Ontology annotation, biological process: proteasome-mediated ubiquitin-dependent protein catabolic process. Bases 1 to 1029 code for a protein of 342 amino acids. Gene Ontology annotation, cellular component: proteasome regulatory particle; proteasome complex. NCBI's taxonomy places the organism in Eukaryota, Fungi, Ascomycota, Sordariomycetes, Hypocreales, Hypocreaceae. The transcript has 3 exons. Gene Ontology annotation, molecular function: protein binding; metallopeptidase activity.